CCUGUCGGGAAACUCUCAGCUGCACCCAACGCCCACAACGCCAUUGCCCUUUCCUUGCCUGUAUAUGCUCCUUCAUCUAACACGAAAUUGCCUCCCCCGAACCUCAACCUGUAGGUUCCCUCCACGGACUCGCUCUUUCCACCACCGUCGCCGCAAAAUGGCCGACGCGAUCCCCCUCUCCGAAAUCCCUACUCUCUCGCUCCUCUACAAGAUCAAUAAAAUAGCACCCUCCCCCGACCUCGACCCCUCGACCCUCCCCACCCCCUCCGCAGCCUACAACGAUAAGAUCUCCGUCAUUCGCCAAGACAUCACCGUCCUCGCCGUCGACAGCAUCGUCAACGCAGCCAACAACUCCCUUCUCGGUGGUGGCGGCGUCGACGGCGCCAUCCACUGCGCCGCAGGCCCUGAGCUCCUCGACGAGUGCGAGCUCCUCGAAGGCUGCGACACCGGCGAUGCGAAAAUCACCAACGGCUACGAUCUCCCCGCGAAGAAGGUAAUUCAUGCUGUUGGGCCGAUAUACUGGGAUAAGCGGGCGGCUGGCAAGCACACGACGUUGCUGAGCGGGUGCUACAGGAGGAGCCUGGAGCUGGCGGUCGAGAAUGGGUUGAAGAGCAUUGCGUUUUCAGCCUUGAGUACCGGCGUCUAUGGGUAUCCGAGCGGUGAGGCGAGCGAGACGGCCUUGGCAACUGUGAGGCAGUUCAUGGAUGAGGGGAAGGCGGAUGACAUGGACAGGAUUAUUUUCUGCAAUUUCAUGCAAAAGGAUGAGGAUGCCUAUUUCGAGAAUAUCCCGAGAUUCUUCCCGCCUGUCGUCGCUGAGCCUGAGAACGCUGAUGAACCCGGGAAGGAAAAAUCGACUGACGAGACCGAGCUUGCUGCUAAGCUUCCUGACGUGCCGACCGAGGAGCCGAAAGAUCCUGCCGAGCCAUUAUCGAAGAAACAGAAGACUGAGGCUGCUGAGGAGGAAUUCGUAGCCGUAGAUAGGGAGAAGACGGAGGAGGCGGAGGAAGCAAAACAGAAAGAGGCUGAGGCCCCGAAAGCAGACCUCUGAGUUCUAUCACGAUUUAUGGAAAGUAUGCAUAGUCUGUGUGGUUGACGGAUUGGCGUUUCGGGUGACAGCACCCUCAUAGACUAUACCCUCGGUCUGGCCGCUGCAAUAACAGAUUAUUGGCCCCAAGUAUUUCCGUCUCUUCAUUCACGAAGACUUCUG
Lindgomyces ingoldianus is the source of this 1207-nucleotide messenger RNA. Its product is annotated as MACRO domain-containing protein 1. The transcript is spliced from 2 exons. The coding region runs from base 158 to 1048 and encodes 296 amino acids. Lineage: Eukaryota; Fungi; Ascomycota; Dothideomycetes; Pleosporales; Lindgomycetaceae. The record is from RefSeq and is a predicted model, not a curated record.